Meira miltonrushii is the source of this 339-nucleotide messenger RNA. RefSeq lists its product as uncharacterized. Lineage: Eukaryota; Fungi; Basidiomycota; Exobasidiomycetes; Exobasidiales; Brachybasidiaceae. The record is from RefSeq and is a predicted model, not a curated record. The transcript has a single exon. Bases 1 to 339 code for a protein of 112 amino acids.
AUGCUUUUUAGUCAAGCAAUCCUUUUCGCUUUUGCUACAAUUCUGAUCAUUGCAACAUCAACACUCAGUAGUACCAAUGAGCCUGGCCCUUCAAACGAGAUCAAUCUCCCAGAGCGACCUCGUACAGCCAUAAAUCGUGCACAGUCGACAACCACUCGUCACCGUGGUAAUCGUAUGGUCGCAGGUCAAACGGGCGGCAAUGCAAGUAACAGUAUCACUAAAGCUAUCUUGGCCAAAAAAUCUAUCAAAAAGGCUCGUAAAAACGUUCAACUUCGUGCUCAACGUAAUUCCGCUAAUCGUGGUCUUGGUAAAGUGGCACCAGAACCUGGCAUGAAUUGA